Molecule: messenger RNA, 6194 nt
Organism: Diachasma alloeum
Lineage: Eukaryota; Metazoa; Arthropoda; Insecta; Hymenoptera; Braconidae
Exons: 4
Biological process (GO): regulation of transcription by RNA polymerase II
Cellular component (GO): nucleus
Molecular function (GO): RNA polymerase II transcription regulatory region sequence-specific DNA binding; DNA-binding transcription factor activity, RNA polymerase II-specific
Source: RefSeq, a predicted model, not a curated record
GGUUAAGCAUCACGAAUUUGUUCAUUUGGAGUCGUUUCAUGUGACUCGUACGUGCAUUCUCGUCAUAACAAAGACAACACGGGCCGAAUAGUGUUUUAAACUGCAGUAUUAAUCAUCAAAAUCAUUGAAAUACGAGAGUAAAUUGUUUUGAGUCGUAUUGAGUGAGAGGGACACAGCGAAUGAACAAAUGGAAUGAAUGAAUUGUCGGAGAGUACCAUUUCACAACAUAUCACAGCAUAUCUCGAGCAGUUGUGCAACAAAAUCGAUUGUUCAACGACAACAAUUGUUGUUUGUGCUUGAAUUGAUGGUCUGAGGUGAGACAAACGACUUAGUUGAUGAUAAUUACGACACUGUUGCACUUGAUGCUCACAAUUGUCGUCGUUCCAGUGGUCGAGGGGUGCGAACUGGCAUGAAACAUGAAACCAAAGAAUUCACAUCGUUAUCUGUAGACGCGAACGUCAAGUGUUCCCCCUGCAAAAAAUCCGACCUCCCAACGAUGCCCAGUUGAUCAUAAAAAUGGACAAAGAGAACUUGGAGAGAUGUCGUCGCGUGUCGGUGGUGCUGACCCCCCUGAAGAGCUCCGAGAUAAACCGAUGGAGAAACCAAAGAAAAUCGAUUAAAAAGCGUAGGCCUCGGCGAAAGGGGGCCUUCGGGAAGCCGAAGAAGUCUCAAGCUCGAAAGUUAUCAGUAUCAUCCUCGAACGUCGACGAAAAUGGCGCCAGAUUGAUUGAUUCUGACGUGCAAACCCCAGUGGAUGGGCUCUCCGAUGGCCUCCCAGAGAGCAGAGCAGACGACACGAGGGAGUUGAGCCUCCCCCUGGAGAACGACGAGCCCUUUCCCCUCUGGAAGUACAAGAGAAAACGAAGAAGUGUCUCAUCAGACUCUGGUGAGGAGAAGCCAACGUCCAAGCGACUGACAGCCACCUCAGCAGACGUGGCUGUCCCCUCCAAGGAGCUGACGAUAAACCUCCCAAGACUGAGGGUUGCCACCCCAUCCCGAGGUGUUUUGCUCGACGACGAGAGUGAAAUCGACGCCGAGAGCCUCGAGGAUGUAGCCAGCCUGAUAAUGGAUAGCUGUGAGGAUAGUUGUGACAGAAGCCAAAGUGUCGAGGGUCUCCCCCUGGCGCAGGAAUCCCAGGAAUCCGACGACGAGGUGGACGAUGUCGAGGAGACAAUCAGCUCCAGUCCAGAGCCCGAGAGUUUAAACACGAAUGGUGCGCCCUCAGACGAGGAGAACGAGUCCGACAACGACGAGGAGCUGAUGGACCUCUGUCUCAUGAAGGAGCCCACAGUCCUAGUGACCAAACUGGAGGACGUGAUGGAGGCACUGGAAAAUAACCAUUAUUUUCCAGAUCGCAAACACCUGACUGAGAGGCACGUGGAGAUCAUCAGGGGGUUCAGGGGUCUGGAGGACUCGGAGGACUCCUACUGUCUCGUCAUGUCACCUGACACUGACAAGUCACACUCCAGUGACAGCAGUGACGAUGACGAUCUACUGGGCACCUGUAAUUUCCCUGGGCGGAUGAGGAACAGGAGGAGAAUCUCGAGUGAUGUGAGUUCCUGCUCUGAAGUGGACCCCCUGAGGAGCCACGAGGAUCUGGGGGCUGGCAACGAGGCAGAAUCUCCAGAUGAUGCCUCCAAGGUGGAGGGCCCUCCCUCGGAGGCCCCAGCAGUCACCGAGGAGGACGACUCCUCCAACUCCCCAGAGACACUCCUGUCGAAUCCCCUGUCCUGCGAGGAGUGCAAGGAGACGUUCGACACUGUGGGUGGAGUGCUGAAGCACACGUGUGAGCCGACGUCAUCGAAGAAGGUCAAGUCCAAGAGCAAAGGGAUGAAGAUGAAGAAGCACAGCAGGCUGGCGCCAAAGUCAACGAGUCUGGAGUGCACCCUGUGCUCGCAGACACUGGAGAAUCACGAGCUGCUGCAGAGGCACCUGUGGAGUCACACCCAGAGGGAGCACGAGGAGGCCUUCAAAGCAGCAAAACGCCAGUCUCGCAGCAAGGAGCCUCGACCGGACGUGGAGAUCCUGAGCUCCCACGAAUCAGACCCUGAGGACAGGUCAGACACCGAGGCAGAGGCUGCUGAGCCAAAUCAGCCAGGCAUUGCCAUAAUGAACGAGAAGUCCUCGAAGGGGAAGAGCAGUCAGAAGACAUCAGUGCCAGUGGCCAUAUGCCCCUGCCACGUGGACGAUCUACAACCCACAGACCUCACAGUGCAGAUCGAAAUGGUCCUCUUCUGCGAGAUCUGCAAGGUUUUAUUCAGGAGGAGUGAGUGCUUCGAGACCCACUACAGGUCGAACGCUCUCUGCAACAAGGACAGGAGGAAGGGGCGCUCCCCUCGGCUCUUUUGCAGCACCUGCAGAGUGGUCCUGAGUAACCUGUCAGACAUGAGAAAACACCUGGAGAAACACGUCAGCAUAAAUCGCCAUGGUACCGUCACCUUCGUCUGCAACAUCUGCCGAGUCGUGUUCUUCGGUGUGGGAACUGUCUUCUGCACCCACUGGUUCAACCACGAGAAGGACCCCAUGUUCGUGGCGAGCAGGUACUCAUUCCCAAAAUUAUGUGUCUCCAAUCGAGGGAAAAAUCCCAUUGGAAAGCAGCCGGGAGAGCAGUAUUUCUUCGUUGCUGAGUACGUCUGCAGAUCCUGCAAGCAGCAGUUCUCGUCGGACGGUGAUUUGCUGAAUCACAUGAGGGAGUGCAGGGGCGAGGAGUCGAAGCAGCAGCCGAGUCUCCCCAAGGAGGCCCCCAAGAGCCCCCCAGCCCCUCCCCCAGCCCCAGAGCCCCCGAAGAAGCCAGUCGAGGGGAUAAAAUUCAACGUCAUCACCAAAUCCCAGAUGACAGUUGCUGCACCACCUCGAGUCCCUCGACCUCGAGGCAGGCCCCCCCUGCUGCGACCCCCUCCCCCUCGACCUGCCCCUCGAUCAGCUUCCCCCAGGUGACCUGUCCUACCUCAGAGCCCUGCGCCCCCAAAAGUCGUGCAGCUUCAGAAGCUCCAGCAAGUCCUCCCCAAAGCCCCUGAAGUCCAAGACACCUCAUCGUUCUACGUGAAAACCUGGAUAUGUGAUAUUUGCGAGAAGGUAUACCCAACGAGGCAGUCCCUCGUCCAGGAGCACGCCUUCACCCACUUCGACGCCACCCUCGCCCUGGAGAAGUUCAACAGAUCGGUGGAGAGACCCUACGCCUGCACGAUAUGUCGAAAGGCCUAUGGCUCCCUCGAGGGCCUCAACAAGCACUGGCUCAAGCACGAAUUGAUGAAGUACUGGUGUUCAGCCUGCAAGGACACCUACUACACCCUCUCAGCGUACAUAAGGCACGUCGUGGUGCUCUGCAGAAAGGAGAAUCCCUCCUGCAGGGUGUCCUUCGGAACGAAGGAGAUCUGCAAACUCUGUAAUCUGGCCUUCAAGAACUCUGAAGAUCUCUCUAGACACAAUGUGGACUACCACGCUGCUGGGAGAAUAGUGGGGACUCGAGGGGGCCUCAAGCCAGUCCCCCAGGUGGUGGUGACCAAGGCCCCAGUGACCCAGACCCCCCAGCCAUCAUCCCCAGCGAAAAAUUUAACGCCGAUAACCCGUCAGUUUUCGCCAAUCGCCGCGAAGACAACACUGCCAUCCUCAGCUGUGAUCCUCUCGCCCUCUCGCAGUGCCCAGUCCUCGGGGCUCGUUCUCUGUGUUCAGCCCCAGAAUAACAACGAGGGGGGAACGAGCCAGCAGGUGAAUGGGCCUGUGGUCAUCAACAUUGCCAUUCCGAAUGUCGUUCAGAGCUCUGAGCAGACCUCUUCGCCACCGAAGGUGAGGGCCCUGGAGGACCCGACUGUUCAGGUGGUGCUCACCCAGGCGAAUCCCUCGGAGUCGACCCUCUCGGCGUCUCUCGUCACCAAUCUGUCACCGGUGAAGACUAUGGAGACCACCAGGGGCCAGAACUCGUCGACAUUCGCACUUACUGUGAGGGACACCACCGCCACUGGGGGCUCUGUCACUGAGAGGGAUUCCCUGGUGCGGGAGGAGGGGAUUUCGAAUGAGGGCAUCGCUUCUCUUCUGCAGAAUCGAUCAGCUGGUGAAAAUAGUACUGGCGAAAAUGAGGAAAUCACAGGUGAUCGUCAGGUUUCUGGCCCCAGAACUGGUGAGAGCAAUCUCGAGGUCGAGGACAUGCCGGAGAACAGCACAACGAGCAACAGUGAUGACGUCCAGAUUCUCCAGGUGAUGGAGAGUCCUCAGAAGUCCUCUCCAGAGAAGGAAACCUCUGUUCUGAAGGCUGGGCUGACAGCUUCAGCUGCGGACAGUGACAUUGAGAUUCUCUCAGAGACAUCAGCGCAUGAUGAGGGUGAGAAAGCUCGUGAUGGUGAGGGAGAUAAAUCGAAGAAAGCCAAUCGAGACGAGUCCUCUGAGAGCAGUGGGUCAGUGACUGUAGUUAAGAAACCCCUGUCGAAGCCCCAGGGAUUUUUACGUGUGAAGAAUUUGUCUGAGCUGCAAGACGAGAAUAAAAAUGGUCAGGAGUCUCGGGGGAACAGUAAGACAGGUAACACGUUGACUGAGCACUUGAUGGCCAACUUGAAGUCAGCGAGGAGUCCCUCGAAGCAGCAGAGCACCUCAAAUGGAGUUGAUUCUGGGGAUGGGGAGGCUGAGGGGAGUGCCCCUCACGUGCCAGGGAGGAGAAUUCUCCCGAAUAUUCCUCAGAGGGCCCAGGGAACCGAGGCAAGGAGAGCGACACCUCUGUCGACGAGACAGGAGGCAUCCAGUGGUGCAAAACCCAUGAACAGGGUCACACCAAUUCCAACGUCAAACUCGGGAAUGGCUAAUGCCCAUUACAGUAGACCAAUGAAUUCACAGUUGUAUGGGGCCCUGAGUGUCGAUGAGAGACUCCAGAGUUCAGUGAAUCAAGGAGGAAAUACACAGAACACAUACGUAUGUCCAAUUUGUCCACAAAACUAUUAUAACACUCUCUAUGACUUCCUCACUCAUUUAGCACAGCAUCAAAAUUUACCACUUGAUGUGCAAACAGUUGUGUACAGUUUGAUUAAUGAGAAAUUCCCAUGUCAGAUGCAGGGCCAGGGCCAACUGCAGGGUCAGAACAAGUACAAGUGUCUGGUGUGCUCGACAUUCGAGACUGAUUCGCCUGGGGAAUUCCAGAAGCAUUUUGCCACACACUCGCAGCAGAUGCUGAGCUCUGCUAUUCAGAAUUACAAUAUUGCGUAUAGCCAGCAGUUGGGGAGUGCUGUGAACUCGAUGUAUGGGUAUCAGUACCAGAGCCAGGUUGUGCCUUCGUCGACUGCUGGAGUUACACUCACACCGGAGCUCUACAGGUGCAGUUUGUGCUUGAACUAUCAGUUCUCGACUUAUCAGGAUCUUGAGGCACACGUUCAGGCGAUGCAUGGAAGUAUCAUUAAUGUUACUGAUCGAUUGGUCUGCGCUCUCUGCCCCAAUCUCACGGUUUUUGAGAAUGAACAGAUGCUCAAGGAGCAUCAGGAGGCGCAGCACACGUUCCUCUGCACCAUCUGCAUGCAGAAGUUUGGAAAUUCGUACGAGCUCGAUGCACACUGCAAUCUUCAUAAGAGUGGACAGAUUGGGGGUCAGUAUGGGAGUGGCAGUGGAUAAGAGGUAUUUUUUUUUUUUUGAGGAUUCAGCAUUCUUGAGCACAGCUGUGUGAUUUUGACAUGACUUUUUCGCUUUAUUCAUAAGGUUUUUCUCUUUUUCAUUACGUUUAUUUUUUUAGUCAUCUCGAAGUGUUUAAGGUGAUCUAGAAUUUUUUGUGAACUACUUAUUAUUUAUGGAGGGGAGGUGUGAGUCAGUGAGCUUAGCUGAGAGAUCUUGUGGAUCUGGGAGGGAAAGAAGCAAAAUGUGACUCAAUACAUUGUAUGGUUUUAGUCAAAACGAAACUCAGAAUGUUGAAGGGAAUUCUCGAUUUAGUAAAGGGUCUCUUAUCUUCCAACUGAGGUCAUUUCAACUACAGUUGAAUAAAAUCUUUGUAUAAUGCCAUAGAACGAUAUGUGUCUCCAAAACACGUCUUCAAGUAAUGUAAUUUGUUCUUUUUUAAUACCAAGAGAAAAUAAAGAGAGUUAAAUUGAAGAAUGGUCUUUUAUUUGAUUUUCUUGAUGUCUACCUUCGAAUAUAAUUAUUAGUCAAUAGUGGAUGAGCAUCAUUUCUUGACUUGAAUCCUUCAUGCUUGAGCACAGCUGUGUGAUUUUGACAUGACUUUUUCG